Molecule: messenger RNA, 153 nt
Organism: Vairimorpha ceranae
Lineage: Eukaryota; Fungi; Microsporidia; Nosematidae
Exons: 1
Coding region: 1-153 (50 amino acids)
Source: RefSeq, a predicted model, not a curated record
AUGGCAGAAGAAAGAGAGCAUCUAGAUGGGAUUUUAAUCGCUGGUCAUUUCGAGCUUAUUUCUAUGACUUUUAGGUUAAAAAUUUUACAUAUUCAGCAGUCUUGCCUUCAUUGUGAGCAAUUUAUGAAAUUAAAAGGAUCAAAAAAAAGUUGA